Molecule: messenger RNA, 1164 nt
Organism: Rotaria sordida
Lineage: Eukaryota; Metazoa; Rotifera; Eurotatoria; Philodinida; Philodinidae
Source: the annotation of a GenBank genome assembly
AUGAUGAUGGAAUUGCUUAAUAAUUCAUCUAAACUCAACUCAAGUAUAUGUUGUUUUGACACAGCUCAAUGUAGAACUCGUACACAAACCUGGCAACUUAAUCCUACUCAUGUCUACAAACCUCAUAUAGGUACACUGUUGAAAUCUUUUCCUUAUAAACCGGCAGCGAUUGUUAGUGCUACUUUUGCUGAAGUACUAUUUCUCGAUUCUGAUGCAUAUAUCACACGAGAUCCAAUAGAUCUUUUCCUUUCCGAUCCAAUGUAUCUCAAAUUUGGUGCUCUUUUCUUUCCUGAUUCUUUUCAAAGUCGACAACAUCCAGCUGUAUGGAAUUUGUUUAACACAACUUGUGGUGAACAUGAAUAUGAGCUUGAUAGUGCAACAAUAUUAGUUGACAAAAAACGCGUAUGGAUUGGGCUUUAUAUGGCAAAAUUGAUGAAUGAUAAUUAUGAACUAUUCUAUAAACAUGUUACAGAUGGAGACAAAGAUACAUUCCGAUUAGGUUUUCGUUAUAUGGAUGUAAAAUACUAUAUAGUGAUGAUACCAUGUGCUACUGGUUCAUUUGAUGGUGUUCGUUUUUGUGGUUGUACUCUUUGUAAGACAGAUAGUCUUGCACAACAUAUCUAUGUUAAUCAUGUUCAUAUUAUCAAAUAUGGUGGUAUCAGUUAUACACCAGCUAAUUUAGGUUAUACUCGUAUUGGUCUUGGCGAUCCAAAUAAUAAUUCAUUUCUUUUCGUUAAAUGUCAGGCGCCCGGAGCAUCCAGAAGUUGUUUUCAUAUUGUUAAAAAGCCUAAUCCAAAUAUUACUGAUGAUCAAUGUUAUACGGCGAAUGAACGUGAAAUAAAAACAAAACUUGAAAAACAAAUUGAAAAUCCUGGUGAACAAUUACGUAAUCAAACAAAACUAAAAUAUUAUUUUCCUUUCAAGUUUUUUUUCCAACAGGAUAAAUGUAUUGGAAAUCUUGAAGAAACUUAUUAUUAUGUAAUAAAACAAGAAUUACUAAAACAACAUGAUGUCAAACAUGAAAUAGAAAAACAAUCCAUAAAUUACAAUGAUUUACUAUUUAAAUUUGAAAAAAUGCGUCAAGUUGAUACAAUGCAUAUUUAUAUUCAACGUGAUGGUCGACGACCAUCAAAUGUGUGUUUCACAAAAUUGCGUUCAUUAUAA